This is a messenger RNA of Penicillium waksmanii, 408 nucleotides long. Its product is annotated as SDR family oxidoreductase. The record is from RefSeq and is a predicted model, not a curated record. Bases 1 to 408 code for a protein of 135 amino acids. Gene Ontology annotation, molecular function: oxidoreductase activity. The transcript has 2 exons. Gene Ontology annotation, cellular component: cytosol. Lineage: Eukaryota; Fungi; Ascomycota; Eurotiomycetes; Eurotiales; Aspergillaceae.
AUGGCCCUUUCCGUCCUGAACCACUCUAUGAUGAUCCGAAAAGCAGGUACAAUCUUGAACAUUACUUCGAUCACCGGGCUAGAAGUGCCCCCAUUCCCAGGCGAAGCAGUCUACCACGCGAACAAGGCUUGUCAAGAGGCCUUCACAAAUGCCCUGCGAAAUGAACUAAGUGGCACGGAUAUCCGCGUCCUUGCUCUCCGACCAGGUGUUGUUGCUACGAAUUUCCACUCGCUUCGCGUGGGUCAUGAUAAGAAGAUGUAUGAUGAAUUUAUUGAGGGUUAUGAACCACUCUUGGCUGGGGAUAUUGCUCAGGGCGCUAUUUAUAUGCUUCAGCAGCCGCUGAAUAUCUCGGUUAAGGCAUUGGAUAUUGUUCCUUCUGGUAUGACGCCUUGGAUCUCCCCAAUGUAA